Dermacentor andersoni is the source of this 820-nucleotide messenger RNA. Lineage: Eukaryota; Metazoa; Arthropoda; Arachnida; Ixodida; Ixodidae. The record is from RefSeq and is a predicted model, not a curated record.
AUGUACAACACAGAAACCGGGAGCACCUGUUUCGUACUUCCGGUCUACAGGAGCAGCGGCGGCGUCGAGAACGCUGGGGCCAGUACAAGCUACACGCGCAUGGAGGAACCAUCGGACAUUUUUCGUAACGACGCUAGACGCCAGUGCUCCGGAGGUGCCGCAUCAGGCAUGGCUGAAGAAAGUAACAGUGGACACACGCCUCCUGCGUUUACCUUCGGCGACGAAGCAACGCCGAGCACAAGCCAGGAAUUCUUCGAGGGCACUUCGUGCACUUCCGACUGCGGAACUACGAUUUGUGACGACUCCUUCGAAGACCUGUGGAACGCGUUGAACAGCCACAACGAUGCCAGUGAAGUUACGGGCCAUACACAUGUCACUGAAAGCGGAAUCACCAGUUCCCCACGUAUGGUGUCCAGCAGCAGCAUCAAUCACGCACAGCGCAGUACAAGCCGCGCUGGCAUUGAGGAAGCAUCGGCCAUUCCGGAAAACAUUGCUAGCCUUUCUGACCACGCCAGGCGUUACCAAUGGAACACUCAGCAGAGGCCAAUAACCGACGGGACUUACAUCUACGGUGUCACUGACAAUGGUAGCCCAAGUUACCUGCACCUGGGGUCCAGCAGCAGCCUUGGUCACGCAAGGCCCAGAACAAGCCGCACAGGCAUGGAGCAAGCAUCAGCCAUUAUACAAGGCGGCACCAGGGCAUACACGCAACACAGAAACCGGAUGCACUUGUUUCAGACAUCUGGUCUAUAGCAGCAGCCCAGUCGCCAGUACAACCUACGCCCGCAUGGAGGAACCAUCGGACAUCUUUAGAAACGAC